GAAGCGGUUCGGGAUGAUCAUAGGCUUUAGGGUACAGGAGUAUCGGGGGCAGGAUUAUCUGACGUUUUGGGCGGGAGAGGAUGAUCGUUUACGAGAUCUGUUCGGCCACUCUGACGGGCGUUGUUGGGAGGGUGCGCGCAGUGGAUGGAUGGAUCUACGACAGAAUAGUCCAGGAGAUCGAUAUCAAGACCGUGGAAUAACUGUUCGAAUAGUGAGCGAAUGAGCACUACGGUGUU
This is a messenger RNA of Aspergillus alliaceus, 236 nucleotides long. RefSeq lists its product as uncharacterized. Lineage: Eukaryota; Fungi; Ascomycota; Eurotiomycetes; Eurotiales; Aspergillaceae. The transcript has a single exon. The record is from RefSeq and is a predicted model, not a curated record. The coding region runs from base 14 to 223 and encodes 69 amino acids.